Molecule: messenger RNA, 1071 nt
Organism: Aplysia californica (California sea hare)
Lineage: Eukaryota; Metazoa; Mollusca; Gastropoda; Aplysiida; Aplysiidae
Product: thyrotropin-releasing hormone receptor-like
Exons: 3
Coding region: 1-1071 (356 amino acids)
Biological process (GO): G protein-coupled receptor signaling pathway
Cellular component (GO): membrane
Molecular function (GO): G protein-coupled receptor activity
Source: RefSeq, a predicted model, not a curated record
AUGCCGACGUCACCAAUGACCACACAGUUUGUCCCGAUCGCCAGUGACGAGGAGACGGACAUGUUCAAGCUGGUCAACUUCGUCAUUCUGUGUGGUCUGCUCAGUCCCUUCGGCGUCAUCACCAACGUCAUCAACAUCGUAGUCUUUGUGAAGCUAGGGUUCCACGACAGCAUGAAUAUUAGUCUCAUGGGCCUGGCCGUGUCUGACCUGGUGUCCCUGGUGUCCAUGCUGUUCAUCAGUCUCUGCUACAAUCCGCUCUUCGCCAACACCGGCCUGCCCUUCGACCCCCUGGACGUUCUGUACAUGGUGGGGGGCGGGGUCCAUGUUUGUUUUGCCAGGCUGGUCGAUGUAUUGCAUUCUGAUCGACCUUUCCGCAGAAUCACAAGUCUGAUUACCGCUUUCAUCACGUUCGAGAGAUGCCUGUGUAUCGCCAUGCCCCUCAAGGUCAAGUUGAUCAUCACCCCGAAAAGAACCAAGCUCAUCAACCUCUCCAUCUUUGCUGUCAUGUUUAUCGUCUUCUCACCCUUCUACUUCGUCAACAAACUUGUCUGGUCUUUCGACGCGGACCGGAAUACUACAAUACUCAUACACGCGUAUACAGACGACAGAGUAAUUGUGGAAACGGUUACGUUUUUGAUCCACGGUGUCAUUUUCUCCGUAUUUUGUUUUGUGCUCGUCAUUUGUUGUACCGUAAUUCUCGUGGUUAAACUCAACAGUAAAACUAAAUGGCGGGAAGCCACAGCUGCCAAGGGCGUUAAUCCACCGGGAGGAUUAGGGGUCAAGGAUAAAAGGGUCGUGAAAAUGGUGACCUUCAUCUCGUUUAUCUUUAUCGUCUGCUUUUUCCCCGCAACGGCAAUACUUAUGGCUUUGGCUCUGGUGCCAGACCUGGCUUUCGGCGCGAAAUAUGAAAAUAUGUGGUUUGUCGUAUGGUCUGUUUCCUGUCUAACAGAAACUGUCAAUUCCAGCGUGAACAUAUUUGUCUACCUGCGAAUGAGUUCGAAAUUCAGAUAUGUGUUUAUGAAAACUUUCCUGAACAAGGAAGAAAAAAAAGUCAGUCGCAGUUCUCAGUGA